Ustilaginoidea virens is the source of this 2361-nucleotide messenger RNA. RefSeq lists its product as uncharacterized. Bases 1 to 2361 code for a protein of 786 amino acids. The transcript is spliced from 3 exons. The record is from RefSeq and is a predicted model, not a curated record. NCBI's taxonomy places the organism in Eukaryota, Fungi, Ascomycota, Sordariomycetes, Hypocreales, Clavicipitaceae.
AUGUCGAACAUGAGAGGUUACUCGGAGGAGGAGGAGAUGCUGGACAUUGGCACGUUUCAGCGAAGAGAGCAGCAUCAUCCCUACCAACAGCAGCAAGCCUACAUUGAAGAGCUUUACACAACGCCAGGACGAGGAACUCCGACACCAACUCCUGGGGCCGCGAGACCAAACUCUUAUUCGCGGCCCAACUCGUCGCUCUAUGCCGAAGAAUAUGUUUCUCCAGGCUGGCCGCCUUCAAUCGUUGGACGUUCAGAAUCUCAAACGCUGGUGGACAGCACGGCCGGAUCCCGUGCCAGCGUACGCUCAUGGAAAACUGGGCAACAAACCCCAGUAGAUUCGCUAGCCUCGACUCGUUAUGGUAUUCCAUUCCACUCAGACUCUGGCCCAUCGACUCCCAUGAAUCAAAGUCACAUUAGCCUGACCGGCUUGCUAAAGACAGCUCAACCACCGGCCGGCGCUAAAGACUGGGUUGACCGCGAGACCAUCGACGUCGUACACAAGCGAGACGAUAGCGACAUCUGGAAAGGUUGGAGACGCCAUCUGUACAAAUUGGUUCCCUUCUUGACUCUUGCCAACACCGGCUUGUACCUGACCUACUUGGCCUUGCGUAUUGCCUGUGUUAUUUGGGCUCAACAAUCGCUGAACACGGUGUAUUACGCGGCCUGGGUUUUCACUGCCGUCGAGAUUUCAGUGGCUAUUCCUCCCUUGAUGCACAAUAGCUGGACAAUGAUGUCCAUGAAGAAGCGAUAUAGACCUAAGCUCCGGUUGAGGGGCUACGACGUUCCCACUGUUGAUGUCUUUGUCACUUGCUGCGGCGAAGAUGAUGACCUGGUCAUGGACACGGUUCGAGGCGCCUGCGAUGUUGAUUAUCCAUCCGACAGGUUCCGCGUCAUCGUUCUGGAUGACGCCAAGUCCGAGACUCUCGAAGCUGCCAUUUGCCGCCUGGCCGUGACCUACCCAAAUGUCAUCUAUAUGUCGCGUGAGAAGAUUCCGGGAAAGCCACAUCACUUCAAGGCCGGCAAUCUCAACUACGGUCUUGAUCAAACUCAUCUGCUCCCCGGCGGCGCCGGCCAAUUCAUGGCUGCAUUGGAUGCUGAUAUGAUCCCCGAGCGCGACUGGCUUCGAGCCGUGCUGCCUCACCUCCUCGUCGACCCCAAAAUGGCCCUGGCUUGCCCUCCUCAGUUGUUCUACAACACUCCACCCUCGGAUCCUCUCUCUCAGAGUCUCGACAUAUUCGUGCACGUGAUUGAGCCUAUUAAGGAUGCCAUGGGCGUGGCCUGGUGCACUGGUUCUGGUUAUGUGGUCCGACGUGAGGCUUUGGAUGAGAUUGGCAACUUUCCUCUCGGAUCGCUGGCUGAAGACGUCGCCACUUCGACCCUCAUGCUUGGAAGGGGAUGGAAGACGGCCUACGUUCAUGAACCCUUGCAGUUUGGCACGGUUCCCGAAGAUUUCGGAAGUCACUUGAAGCAGCGUACCCGAUGGGCCAUUGGCACUGUUGACACGUCGUUCAAGCUCAAGUUUUGCCUGUGGGGUGAAAAGGUUCGUCAGAUGACUUGGGUUCAGCGCUUCUCCGGCUUCCUGUACGCCACCCUCAACCUGCACACAAUUAUCCUCUCGAUUUCGAUGUUUGCUGUUCCCGUCAUCUUGGUCCUCGGCAAACCGCUCGUUGCGUACGCGACCGAGGAACAGCUUCGGUGGCUGAUACGUGCCUGCUUCGCCGCGACAAUCAGCAAUCGUUUGUGCGAGUUUGUCCUCUUCGCGCCCGCAGGUUACCACACUGGGCAACGUGGAUCCCGGGCCCAGUUUUGGAUGUCGCCGUACAUCGCUCUCUGCAUCGUUCGUGCGUUCAUGCUGCCCAAGUGGCUGGGAGGCAAGGCGCAGGCUUUCAAACCCACCGGUUCCCUUGCCUCUGCAUUGAACGAGCGGGACCCAGCUCUGAAGAAAAACAUGCUCAAGCGUCUGUGGACCAUCCUGAUUAGCUACAUGGGUCUUUUCCACCUCGGCUUUGUGUACCUGACUCUGGUGGGCGUGGUGCUGUCUUCGUACCGAUGCUUCGUCCUUGUCUCGACGUCGGACUUGCGGUCUCUGCUCAUCUGCUUGAUCACACACGCAUUCUGGCCGCCGUUGACGUUUAUCUUCAUUUGCAACUCUCUGUGGACUCCCAUUGCGUACGCAAUUGACCCACCUCAGAUGCCCGAACGCGAGCAGCUCCUCAUCCGCGAUCCCAAGACCUUGGUCGCACACCCAACGCCCAAGAGCAAGAAGAUUGCCUUUGGUGGGCAGGCUGCCUGGUUCGAGUUUGAACUGACGCUGUCGACCAUGUAUACAUGCUUGUGCUUCGUGGCUUCUUUUAUGUUUUGA